GCGCGAGACUUGUGUGGAUGUAUACGGUAUUCGGUUUCGGCAGUCAUAAUUUUCUCAUUGGCGGUGUUAGUCAUUUUGGCGUAUGUAUCAAACCGAAAUAACUAUCGAAAGAACUGUCUUGAUACCAUAAACCAGAUAGAUUUCUCUUAAGAAACAUAGAAAUUUACAUAGUGUUUGUACUCAUCUAAAUUUUUUCGGCAAAAUCAGUUCGGUUAACGAUCGGAAUUAGCCUGUGUAGAGUUAUCAACUUACAAAAAAGUGUAACAUUGUGCAAAAAAAAUCAACAACGAUAACCCCGCAAACCACAGCAUUAACGACAAAUAUCAAGUGCACUUCAGUUCUAUCCUCAGAGUGUAAGUGUGUGUGCACAAAUUUCGUUUGGUUCUGACGCGAAAAAAAAAUCCAGAAGAAAGUACAAAGGUGUUGAAUACAAUAAGCAAGUGUAUUACGGAAUAAAAGCAACAAAAGGGCAAUAAUGGCGGUAAACGUGUAUUCAACAAAUGUUACAUCAGACAAUUUAUCGCGGCAUGACAUGCUGUUGUGGGUAAAUGACUGUCUCAAUGCACAGUUUGGAAAAAUCGAAGAGCUUUGCACAGGAUCUGCCUAUUGUCAAUACAUGGAUAUGCUGUUUCCUGGGUCGGUACCAAUGAAACGUGUCAAAUUCCGUACCAAUUUGGAACAUGAAUACAUUCAGAAUUUCAAGAUUUUGCAAGGUGCAUUCAAAAAAAUGAACGUUGAUAAGAUAAUUCCUGUGGAUAAAUUGAUAAAAGGCCGUUUCCAAGAUAAUUUCGAAUUUUUGCAAUGGUUUAAAAAGUUUUUCGAUGCAAAUUACGAUGGUCGAGAAUAUGAUCCACUAGAGGCGCGUUUUGGCAUACCAUUGGGUAUUGGAGCCAUACACAAUGAGCUCGGAACUGGUAACAUAUGCCCAGAAAUGACUCAAAAGCGUCAAAUACCACGUCAAACACCAAGACGCCCCGGUGCAACCAGAGGAAUAGCAAAGGCAACUCCAAGAACGGUAACACCACCAACGGCCCGAGUACCACCAACUGCUGCAUCAAAACCGGGCGUCAACAAGGGUUCGACAGAAAAUAAUAGCCACAACAACUCCGCAUUAAAUGCCCAAGUCGAUGACUUGUCGAAUCAGAUUGCCGAUUUGAAGUUGAAUUUGGAAGGACUUGAAAAGGAACGUGAUUUCUACUUCAGUAAAUUAAGAGACAUUGAAAUUUUGUGUCAAGAGGAUGAUGAAGAACCUUCUCCAUUAGUUCAAAAAAUUCUAGAUAUUCUCUAUGCAACAGAGGAUGGCUUCGCUCCACCCGAUGAGUGCCCUCCUGAAGAUGAAGAAUAUUAGAUAAAAUCGCAGCCUAAAUAAGAAAGCAACAAAAAAAAAACAACAACAACAACAACAAACACACCCCCAGUUUGAUUACUUUGUCCUUAUUGAUUUGCAGUACAUUGAAAGUUCAUACGCAAAUUGUGAACUGCAUAAGCUAUAACAUUCAUUUAGCCAUUGUUGCCUUCCAAAAUGGAACUUUGAGUGAAUGGACAUCAUUUUUCUUUUAAUAAUUAUUUAAAUAAUCAAACUGAAGUGCACUAAAUCUAAAGUUCUCAUUUCGUUUUUCCUCUUGUUAUGAUCAAAUCGUUGAAAGAGAGACCUUAAAAUCAAUCACACAUACACCUUUAUCGAAAGUGAUUAAGAUAAUGAAUUGUAAACGAAAUAACGAAAGAAAUUUUAGAAUCAAAUAUCUUGUGUAAAAUCUAAUUAACAAUAAAAAAAAGAACCACAAAAUAAUAACUAAUCAAUCAGCCAUAAACGAAAUUGAAAACAAGAAAAAAAUCAAAACAACACUUCUCCAUACUUUUAUUAUUCUUAAAGAUUUUCCUCUUUUUUGUAUUUAUGUAUUAGUUUUGGUAUGUGAAAAAAUAAAAAAAAAAUGUUUACUAAACUUCAAAAUAAAUUAAAAGGCGAAUAAACCGAAGACCGAAAAGCUAUUUGAAGGAAUUUCGAUUGUUAUUUUAAGAAUUCACGGUCCUAAAUACAAAUAAAAAACCAUUAAUUGCUGCAACGAACAAAGCGAAGAGCAUUCAUGAAAAUCAUUAUUCAUUCAGGUGCUCAAUCCUUAAUCACUUUUUAAAAUAAUUCAAUACUCAACCAUAUCUUCUUGGAAUUAUGUCUUUUUUUCGCCAGUUGACAGUGAUGUGAGAUUGUGUGUAAAAAAAUAAGUUUAAUAAAUAGAAUGACAGUUGUUUUAGAGAACGUAAAAUGUUA
Messenger RNA from Contarinia nasturtii (swede midge), 2266 nucleotides. It is a transcript of the gene Eb1, whose product is annotated as microtubule-associated protein RP/EB family member 1. Gene Ontology annotation, cellular component: spindle midzone; cytoplasmic microtubule; microtubule plus-end. Bases 476 to 1348 code for a protein of 290 amino acids. The transcript has 8 exons. The record is from RefSeq and is a predicted model, not a curated record. Gene Ontology annotation, biological process: protein localization to microtubule plus-end; regulation of microtubule polymerization or depolymerization; spindle assembly. Gene Ontology annotation, molecular function: microtubule plus-end binding. NCBI's taxonomy places the organism in Eukaryota, Metazoa, Arthropoda, Insecta, Diptera, Cecidomyiidae.